CCCGCCCUCGCUGACGCUUCGCGGGUCACCUGACUUCGGCUGCGGGCUGAGGAGACACAAGGGAAGUGGCCGUCGCGGGAGUUGGAUCCUCCGACCCGGACCUCCGCGCCAUGCCGUCCGAGAAGACCUUCAAGCAGCGCCGGAGUUUCGAACAAAGAGUGGAAGAUGUCCGACUCAUCCGGGAGCAGCACCCCACCAAGAUCCCAGUGAUAAUAGAGCGAUACAAGGGUGAGAAGCAGCUGCCCGUCCUGGACAAAACGAAGUUCCUUGUACCUGAUCACGUGAACAUGAGCGAGCUCAUCAAGAUAAUUAGAAGGCGCUUACAGCUCAACGCUAACCAAGCCUUCUUUCUCCUGGUGAACGGGCACAGCAUGGUGAGCGUGUCUACGCCCAUCUCUGAGGUUUACGAGAGUGAGAAAGAUGAAGAUGGCUUCCUGUACAUGGUGUAUGCCUCCCAGGAGACAUUUGGGGCAGCUCUGGCUGUUUAACAUGAGAACGGUGCCUCAUGUUUGUUAAGCCCUUACCAAGGAAAAAAGGGAUGUUAACAGCAGAAGCUGGUCACUCACCACCCACAGAUCAGAACUUAGGCGCCCACCCAGGGUGUUAGGAACUGUUUUUCAGGCAGAAACUGAGCUCCGUGCAAGCGCAUUCAGCUUGGAAACUCAUCUAAACUAGGCUGUCCUUGUGUUCAAACUUUAGAAGUUUAAAAAUAAAAUACUUUGCAUCCUAAGUUGCCAAUAAAAAGACGAAGUUAUUUUGACAUUUUUCUCCCCAGUAGGGACUUAAGAUGGAACAGAGUGUCAGGGACAGUCUCUUCCUGGGAUGUGCUGGCUUCUCUAAAAGGGCUUCCACUGAGUAGAGAAGUCUCCAGAAACGGUCCCUCUGCCCAGGUUGCCUAACCGAGGGCUCUGGCUCCGGCCAAACAGGUCCAAUGUGCAGGAUCUGACCCUAGAGGGCCUGGUCCUGACCCCCAG
This is a messenger RNA of Acomys russatus (golden spiny mouse), 974 nucleotides long. It is a transcript of the gene Map1lc3b, whose product is annotated as microtubule associated protein 1 light chain 3 beta. Gene Ontology annotation, biological process: macroautophagy; cellular response to nitrogen starvation; autophagy of mitochondrion. Lineage: Eukaryota; Metazoa; Chordata; Mammalia; Rodentia; Muridae. The record is from RefSeq and is a predicted model, not a curated record. The transcript is spliced from 4 exons. Bases 111 to 488 code for a protein of 125 amino acids. Gene Ontology annotation, cellular component: autophagosome membrane; autophagosome; cytosol. Gene Ontology annotation, molecular function: ubiquitin protein ligase binding.